UUGUUGUUGUUGUUUCAGAUCUACGUCGGAACACUAAGUAUGUGUCCUAUCACACCUACAUUGUAUAUUUACCUAAAGGACCUGAACUGGCAUAUUGCCUUUUUAAAGUGGAACUUUUGGUGGUAUAAAACCGGUCCAAGUUGCAGCCCACUCAAUUUUAGUCACAGACGUUCGCUUUGAAAGUGAGGAGAAAUCAUCCAUCAUGUUCUUUGUGCUGAAGUUCUUGCUUGUUCUUUUUCUGAGUUCUUUCUUUCUAGCGGAGCAAGUUCACGGGGACAGACACCACAAAGAACAAAAAGCCAAAAGGACCAAUAACCUGUAUACCGAGGCCUUGUCAAGACUACAGUAUCUGAGGGUUCUCAAACAACAUCCGGACUACCACAACAACCUGUCUACAAGUCUCCUUUCAGCUGUAGAUCAAUUUCACUUUUCAGAUUUCCUCAGUUUUAUUGACAGUUCUGCGAACGAGCGAAAGGAAAAUGAACAAUCGAUUCAAGAUAGUGAUCACUUUGGUGAUCAACAAACAAGGCGAAUUGUACGAAGAGAGAGCUCUGUGAAGAUAAAAGAUGCGUUAGGUGAUGAUGCAACAACGGACACAGGAUUCCGCUCUAACAAUGGGACAGAGGAGAAAGAAAGGGGAGAUGUUUUCAGAAACGAUUCUGCAGCUUGUUUUCAGGAUGUGGCCCGAACCAUUCAAGCAUUUAACGACGGAGAAUCAUGGGCGGUUGAAAUGCUUGACGCGUGGGGCAAGCCUGGCCCCUCCCUCAAAAGGGGGAGUUUCCAGUUUGUGGGUAACUACGACCAGUGUAGAGACGCCAGGGCCCCGCCCCUUCCGGGAGGAGAAAGGCAAGGCUUUUACGGCCGUUAUUGUGUUCUCCGUCUGAACUAUGGACAAGAGUCUCCAACGCCCAAACAGUACUUGCAGAUUGGCAGCUGUAUACCAGACACGUGCAAAGAGCAGGAACUCACGCAACUCGUCGCAAAGGCCCUGGAGAUGGUCAACAUGACGUCACAACUGUCCCCCGGUCCCAUGGAGUGCCGAGAUGACCACAGGGGAGGCUCAACCUUCACCACUCUGGCCGCGAUAUUCUUCUCAAUUAUUGGCGCACUGAUGAUCGCGGGCACCGUAGUUGACGUCGUUUUCGUCCAGUGGCCGGCCUGGGAGGCUGAGAGAGUCAAGUCACGUGGUCUCCCCCACGAGGAAAGCACGCCGUUUGAAGGACAUGAACCCAUAAUGUUGGGACAGGACAAACCAGGACAAGAGGGCCGGGCGGGGGAGACAACUGCUCUCUUGGGGCGAACCUUGAACUAUGUACCACCGAGUCCAUUGUGGGAAAUCAUCCUGCAGGUCCUGCGCUCCUUCUCCGUCUACUCCAACGCCCUGAAAAUCCUGUCUACCAAAGAGGCCCCAGGCGCCAUCGGCUGUAUUCAUGGACUCCGCUUCUUCAGCAUGACCUGGGUCACCCUGCUUCAUCUUUACAUGUUCAUUUGGGGUUUUCUAGCCAAUCCUCAAAGACUGUUGGCAAUGGCAGACCGCUGGACUUUCGACACCGUCUCCAACAGUGCUUUUUCUGUAGACACAUUUUUCACUCUAGGGGGUUUCCUCGUGUCGUACCUCAAGCUGAAACCGUGGAUGGAGAAAGGAAGGAGCGUCAACUGGCGUCUGUUCUACUUUCAUCGUAUCUGGAGGCUGACACCCCCGUACAUGCUGAGCCUCGUCUUCUUCACUGGCUUUACCAAGUUCUUCGGCUCCGGCGCGACUUGGCCCAAUACAAUGCCUGCAGAUGAAUGUAUGGGGCAGAGCUGGUACCUGGCUAAUGACAUGCAGUUCUACUUGGUCAGCCCUCUCCUGUUUGUUCCAUUAUACUACAAUAUGUACGCAGGCCUAGCAGUGUGUGGGACGGUUCUGUUGUCCAGCUGGAUAGUGACUGGUGUCCUCAGCUCAGACAAAGAUUGGAUAGCCUCGGAAUUUGCCAUGACGUUCACUAACCCACAACUGGAGAGAUUUACAGACUACUACAUAGCUCCCUACACCAGAGUAGGACCCUUCGUCAUUGGGAUUUUGGCCGGCUACCUCAUGGCGCGACACGGCGGCCAGAUCGCCAUGAAGUGGUACGUGGUGGUCAUUGGCUGGGCCGUUGCCGUGGCAACUGGCCUCGCGGUUAUUUAUGGUAUCCAUGACGACAUAACUGCUGAGGACCCCAGCUCUACAGAAGUUGCUGCUCUCUACAACACUAUGGCCAGGUCGGCGUGGUCUGUCGCCAUCAGCUGGGUCGUCAUUGCCUGUGCUUCUGGAUACGGAGGUCCUGUGAACUGGCUCCUGUCGUGGAAACCGUUGAUCGUGCUGAGUCGUCUGUCCUAUCUCUGCUACCUGAUCCACCCGUACAUCAUGUACAUCUACUUCGGCAACCAUGGAGAUGCCUUCAUGUUCAACGACUCCAACAUGAUAGUUAGCUUUGUGGGCCUGUUGGGUAUCUCGUGUAUGUGCGCCUUCCUUCUUCAUCUGGCCGUGGAGACGCCGAUGGUGGAGCUGGAGAAGACUUUUCUCAAGAAGCAUUGAUGCUGUUGGGACAUCGGUGGAUUGUGUUUUUUUGUGGGCGGGGGCGGGGGUAAUUUCUCUGAGUUUAUAGGAGAUAAUACUGAUUGUUUCGUGGUUUUUUAAUGCUUUGUUUCUUGUUUUUCUUAUUGUUUUGUUUUGUUUUUGUUUUGUUUUG
Messenger RNA from Aplysia californica (California sea hare), 2714 nucleotides. RefSeq names its product O-acyltransferase like protein. Gene Ontology annotation, molecular function: acyltransferase activity, transferring groups other than amino-acyl groups. NCBI's taxonomy places the organism in Eukaryota, Metazoa, Mollusca, Gastropoda, Aplysiida, Aplysiidae. The record is from RefSeq and is a predicted model, not a curated record.